Molecule: messenger RNA, 2115 nt
Organism: Westerdykella ornata
Lineage: Eukaryota; Fungi; Ascomycota; Dothideomycetes; Pleosporales; Sporormiaceae
Exons: 3
Coding region: 326-1705 (459 amino acids)
Biological process (GO): CDP-choline pathway
Cellular component (GO): nuclear envelope
Molecular function (GO): phosphatidylcholine binding; choline-phosphate cytidylyltransferase activity
Source: RefSeq, a predicted model, not a curated record
CUCACGGGUUAAAUUUCCCGAUCUACUACUACUCCUAUAAUCACUUCUACUCCUUUUGGUCGCUGCUGCGACAUUUAUCAUUUUUCGUUGUGACUGUCGGCAACACUUGCCAGGACGAGCUUGUAGGGACAGCUCUGGUAGCCUCCUCCUAUCCCCUAUCGCGAUUCCACCAAGGUCGCAGGGUGACGUGAUCGGCGAUCUCGCAAACAGCCAUUCCGAAUCCACUCUUCGGCAUUAUCGCACGCCGCGGAUACAAUUCCUCUCCACGCAGCCUUCAGAGCGUACCGAGUUAUCACCCAGCACCGCAGCUGAAGCUCUGUACCUGAUGCCCCCUAAACGCAAGCGGUCCCUCACUCUGUCCUCUACCACCACACGCUCCGCUAUGAAUAUCCCGCAGCCUUCCUCGCGGGACGCAUCAAGCGAAGAUGCCGAGGAUCUCGUUCUCCAGGAAGUCAUGUCCGAAAAGGAGCGUCGAGGCGAUUCACACGUCCCCUCGAAACGUGCGCGUCCGGCGAAAGCUAGUGGCGAGGAUGCCGACGACAACGAUAGCAGUGCAGAUGAAGGCGUAGCAAGAAAGAGCAGGCGUACAUCCAAUGGAGGUAAAAACGAGAAGGAAGCUGCAUACGAACGAGCAGAACAUGGAGAGAACGGUGAAGCCGGAAGCAUGCGGAUGCCCGAUCCACCCAGGGCUGGGUUGGUCGACCCCAAGGGCUACAAAACCAACCCUCCGCCUGUUGGACGACCAGUUCGAGUAUAUGCUGAUGGCGUUUUUGACCUGUUCCAUCUUGGCCACAUGCGUGCGCUGCAGCAGGCAAAAACGGCGUUUCCGGAUACCUAUCUCAUUGUUGGAGUCACAGGAGACAAGGAGACGCAUCGCAGGAAAGGUUUAACUGUGCUCUCGGCUAAGGAGCGAGCGGAGAGCGUACGCCACUGCAAAUGGGUAGAUGAGGUGGUGGAAGAUUGUCCCUGGAUCAUCUCGGAUGCCCCUGAGUUCAUCGAGAAGCACAAGAUCGACUAUGUUGCACACGACGAUAUUCCAUAUGGUGCAGAAGAAGGCGAUGACAUUUAUGCCCCAAUCAAAGAAAGGGGCAUGUUCUUGGUAACGCAAAGAACGGAGGGGUUGAGCACCACGGGCAUCAUUACAAAGAUCGUCCGAGACUACGAUCAAUAUAUUGACCGUCAAUUGAAACGUGGCGCCUCGCGUAAGGAGUUGAACGUGUCGUGGCUCAAGAAGAAUGAACUUGAGAUCAAGCGUAACAUGGCCGAGCUGCGUGACAGCAUCAAGAACAACUGGGCUACCACCGGCCAGGAACUUAGCCGAGACUUUAAACAUUUCUGGCAAAGCAGCCGACCCGCGAGCCCGGCUAGGACUCCCAUUCACGAGAAGGAGGAUAACGGCCUGUCUCCGACUGGUAGAUUAUCUCCGACGCAUGCAUCUGCUGCUUCUCCUGUAUCACGUCUCAGUCAUCUUGACAUUCCUCGCCACAAUCAGGAGAGAGGAUCUUCUGAAUUUGCCGCUGGUUAUAGUCUAGGAUUGAUAGGGGGUGUCCGCGCCUGGAUGGCCCGAAGUCGGAGGAAUCUGAACGACAGUAGGCCGGAGAGCCCAUCUGAAGAGGAAAGCUCUGAUGAGAAGAGCCUCAAAGAUGCGCCACGAGGUCGCAGUGGCAAACAAGGAGCGUCUGAGAAGAUGGAGGUUGGCGCCUGAGUUAGGUGACCAGGCCGUGUUCCCUCUUCUCCACACACCCACCGUGUCUGAGGGUUUCUAGAAUUACACAUCCACCUGCUUGAUCGCCUCUAGUCCAGGGCCUGAUCAACGAUGGUAGUAUUGGCGUUGGGAGUUUUCAUUUCUUUGGCUCGCCUCAACCCUUUGUACACCCAUUAGGCAAACGACAAAUGCCGUAACCCUUUCCAGCACACUGGUUGCCAACGAAGUGAAGUGCAUUUCCGCCUUCAGGUUCGCCUUGCCAACUUCAUUUGUACCAUCAUCGUCAUCUUUCGUUUCGCUCCGUUGCUCACUCCACAUUUAACACACAUUUUGUCAUAUCUGUGGGCAGCCACAUGGAUUGCCCCCUGCCCUACGCGUAACUGUCUAAUAAACACCACGAUGUCUUUUCA